UUCUUUGAAGAGAAGCUUCUCUUUGUUUAAUGGAAUCCAUUGCUUGAGAACAUAUCUGUGCCUCUCAGACUGAUACUGGGUAAAAGAAAGAUAAAAACAUGAAGCCAGUUAAAAAUUAACAUUGGUGUGUGAAGACGUGAAGCAUCAGUAACCAUUUUAUUCCUGUACAUCAAGUAUUGAUCUACCAUGUGCACUGGAAAGUGCUCAAAGUGCAUUGGGGUCAUGCUGUUCCCCCUGGCUAUCUGUGCUAUCAUCUCCAACCUUCUCCUGUACUUCCCCAAUGGACAAGUUCUAGAGAGUAACAAGAUAACUGAUUUGGUCUGGUUUUUCCAUGGCAUUCUUGGAGCUGGGAUCUUGGUUAUUUUGCCUGCGUUCAUGAUGCUGGGGGCAUCUGGAGGAUGUUGUGCUAAUAGAUGCGGGAUGCUGCUCUCUGUGUUUCUGGCUGUGUUGGGUGUUGCCGGAGGGGCCUACUGUGUGACUAUCUCCUCCAUGGGAUUGAUUGAUGGGCCUCUCUGUGACACUGGUGAUGGAGAAUAUAUUUACCCUUUCAGGAACAACACACUCAAAUACAAUUAUUUGUUUAAUCAAACAACAUGGAGCAUUUGCAAAAAACCUGAAAAUGUUGUCAUUUGGAAUAUUGUCUUGUUUUCUCUUCUGUUGGGGAUUGGUACAGUUGAAGCUGUCCUUUGUCUUAUUCAAGUCAUCAAUGGAUUUAUUGGGUUCAUUUGUGGCACAUGCAUAAAGAGAAGAAAGAUAGAUAUUGUUGGAAUGUGAAAGACCUGCAAGAAAUGCCAGUGACAAGCACCUGAUCUGCAGGGAAAGUUAUUUGGGUAAAUGCGAUAUAUUUUAUUAAACCAACAAAAUAGUUGCAAAAAUUCUUCUUUACAAGCUUUUGGGCACAAGCACCCUUCACAAACAAAACCCCCGAAACACGGAAGAUAUUGAAUUUUGCUGUUUGAUCUUCAGGGAUUCAUGUAAAAUCAGGACAGUGUGUGUACUGUAUAUGGCGAGAACCAUCAGGAGUUUCAAUGCAAGAGCAUUGUAUAAAGAGAUGGAGAUGGGAGGGGCUGGAUUUUCUAGAAUCAUUGAGAUUACAAAUUAUCUGUUGUCUUCUCUGAAUGCUUAUCCUCAAUUUUUGGUACCAGCAAUAUGAUAUGCUGUCUUUUCAGGAGGGCCUGGGGUAUGUACUAAAAGACAAACCAUUUUUGACUGCAGGGCUUUAGGGUAACUGAGAAAUUAGGCCUUUGUUUCUUAUGUUCUACUCCAGCAGUACCUCACAGUCAGCAGCUGAAGUAGUAAUGUCACCAAGUGCCACAGCACUUGUCUACGUGGAACUGCUUGGACCAGCUUUACCAUUUAUUUGCUUUUCUUCCUGCCCUAGUUUUCACUCAUCUUACCUUUACUACUGGGCAUGCUCUUAUCUUCUGUCUUCUGCACUGUCUGGCUGCUUUUCUGCUGACGCCUCUGUCUCCUCAUCCAGGGCCUGCUGAUUCUACUCUUCUCUGCCCUGUUGCUCUGGCUUCCACUUGCUCCACCUUCUAGUUUCACUUCUUCCAUUACCUCACAUUACUACUGCUCUUUCUCAAAUAGCCAAGAUCCUACUACUGUCACUAACACCAAUCUUCUAGCUAUCCCAUACCAGCCUUCCAACUGGUGCUAUAUAUCUGCUCCACCCUCCCUAGGAAACCAGCAAUUACCCUACCCUGUGGCAUCUACACGUGCAAUUAGGGCAGAGCAAUAAACUCUGGCAUUUAUUGUCCCAGAGUUUAUUGCU
This is a messenger RNA of Gavialis gangeticus (Gharial), 1774 nucleotides long. Its product is annotated as transmembrane 4 L6 family member 1-like. Gene Ontology annotation, cellular component: membrane. The transcript is spliced from 6 exons. The record is from RefSeq and is a predicted model, not a curated record. NCBI's taxonomy places the organism in Eukaryota, Metazoa, Chordata, Crocodylia, Gavialidae. The coding region runs from base 187 to 774 and encodes 195 amino acids.